Amphiprion ocellaris (clown anemonefish) is the source of this 5709-nucleotide messenger RNA. RefSeq lists its product as uncharacterized. Gene Ontology annotation, biological process: inhibitory postsynaptic potential. The record is from RefSeq and is a predicted model, not a curated record. The coding region runs from base 529 to 2352 and encodes 607 amino acids. Gene Ontology annotation, cellular component: postsynaptic density. The transcript is spliced from 4 exons. NCBI's taxonomy places the organism in Eukaryota, Metazoa, Chordata, Actinopteri, Pomacentridae.
AGAGAGAGAGGAUCACUGGGCUCUGUGAGCUUGCGAGGAUCAGCAGCAACAGAAUGAGACGGAGAGAGAGAUAGAAAGCGGUAAAGAGUCGGAGGAGAGCGCAACUGAGGACUAAAGGACUACCAGGCACAAGAGACACACUAAGGGAGAGGAGAAGCAUGCGAACCACAGAGGGGGAUAAGGAAAGAAGAAACCAACAAUAUCCAGAGAUGUCAUCUCCAGGCAGCUGGUCACAAACUGAGGAAAGCUUAAGCAGCGCCCGACUGGAAGUAGAUAAACAAGUCAGGAGGUCAUUAAUGGAGGAGCGUUGACAGUUUAUAGCCUUAUUGGACAUUGAAUUCCUAUCUGCUGCCUCCACAGACAAACUCUUUAACGCUGCUCCCCAAACACACAAACUCAUUUGGGUAAACAAAAACCGGAAACAUUCUGGCUUUCUUUUGGAUAUAGUCUUGCUAACACUGGCUGAUGUCACCGCUUGCCUCCAUCCCCUUCAGCUCCUCAGGGGGCUGAGCCGACCUGCAGAGGAGCAUGGGCAGGAGGGUGGCUGACCCAACCAAUCCGGUGCCUGCACUGGGAGUUCCCCUGGCGGGGGGGCGAUGGGGCCCGCUGUGCAGUGUCGGGGUGCAGACAUCUCCCAGGCUGCGGACUCUCCCCUCCAUCAAACGGCACAGCAGUCAACCAACCAACACGCAUCGGCCGCUCACCAUGGCAACAGACGAAACAACGGCAGCGGAGACAGAGGGAGUUAUCAGAAGUGACAGCAAUAGUCUGCCGGUGUCCAAGGAGACGUCUCAGAACGAGAUCAACAGCCUGACACAGGACGACAUGGGUUCACAGGGGUCAGGCAGUGGAGUUUACUGCCAGAUCAAAACCAUACGUACGAACCCCAAGGACACAAGAGGCAAAAGGACAGCUCGGUAUACGAAUGGCAGCGUGGUAGCAUCGGAUGUGGUGGGAGGGGUUUGCACCGAGGCCACAGAGGGGAAGGAGCCAGACCAAGAGAGAAGACGGGUGCAGUCUCUACGGGGUGAGGGACAUCGCUCAGUGUUAAAGACAGGGAGUGUUUGUACGACUGUACACGCCACCCCACCUCGGCCAUGCCGAAUAAUGGCGACUUCCCCGUCUCGCCUUUGUGGAACUUGUGGCAGGAGACGAUCACAGAUUACACCGUGCACAGGUGCAUGUCGCAGGAGGGCAGUCAAUCAAAUAACAGCCAGCCAGACUUUACCUAAUCCUCCACGGAAACCAUCUGUAGCGACCAAUCCAUCCAGAAAAGGCUCGGCAGCCCUGAACUCUCACAGCAAAAACACAGACACAGGCAACACACAACAACACACAUCAGUAAAGACCUCUCAGAUACCACAGUUGUCACACACUAUACCGAAAACACACAGCUCACAUUCAAACCACACAGCACACGCUCAGAACAAAGCAAAAGACUCAAAGCAGCCCACAAGGCCACAUUCUGCAGACUUUACUCAUUACAAAGACUCAGCCACACAAACAACAGACACGCACAUGCACAACGACUCGGAUAGGACCACAGGUGGCGCACAUACACAACAAACUCACACACCAACUGCAGAGGUGACAGAACCGCAUUCAACUGACAAACACAAGCUGGCUCAUACCCAGCACGCUGAUGAAUCCGUACACUCAUCAGGCCACAUCAACUCAAAGCCUCCGACUCCUUCCUUUCACAGUGACUUAAAAUUUAGCAGCACGCCUCCUCUUCCACCAAAAAAUUCCCCUAAAUCCACUCAUUCCAAACCAGCCACACCUGUAGCGCAAACCAAAAACCAGGAGUCCACAAAUGCACCCAAACAAUCCUCAGAACGGAUCAAACUCAAGGACUACCAAAAACAGAAGAGCAAAUCAUUCGACGACCACACCCUGCCUUGUAAGACUCAUAUGAAAGCACAAUGUAACGGCGCUCCAGGAGGCCUGCUGGACGGACACGCAGUGAAUGCACCACGGGGGCUGGAGAGGCAGCUGCAGAGCGUGGAGGAGAACCUACUGUCUAAUCAGGAGAAGAUCAAGGUGCUUCUCAACGUGAUUCAAGACCUGGAGAAGAGCAAGGCUUUCAGCGAAGGUCGCAGCUCAUACAGAACUGGUCAGGACAUAAACAACUGUCCCACCUGCCAAAAGACAGCCUGCAUCAUCUACAGCGUGGAGCAUGAUUUUCGGCAGCAGGAGGGACGCUUCCAGGGGGUUAUGGAGGCCCUUGAGGGGGAAUAUGAUGUGCCUGCACCGACUCUGACCAAGCCCACGCCAGCCCCUUCGUCCACCACUCGUUCCAGCACCAAGGCACGUGUCAAGAAACUGCGCAAGAAGUGUUUCUGGUGGCUCUAAGUUUUGCAAAAGCCUCUCUGGGCAGCAAGUGCAUACAGGUGUGGAUUAAAUUUCAGGGGACCCAACAUUUUCUAGAGUAAAGCAUCUCUCUUUACUGGGUGUGCAGCGUGCUUAGUGUUACUAAAUUCAGAAGGAGAAUUUUUCCAAGCAGCCUCCCAGUAUAUGGCACAUUUUCCACCGCAACUCAUCCUGAGCUCUGAUAAAACACAGUGGUGAGCAGGUAGAAAGAAAGGAGAUGCACUAAAGAAGGAAAUGAGGACCAAAGGAAUUGCUGAAUUUUCUUUCAGAUCCACCAGAGAGGGAGUCUGAGAAAGAUCAUCCCUUUUCUUUCUCUGCGGGAGCCAGUUUUUGGCGUCAAAUUUGUGAUGAACUUUUGACAGAAAGUGAGGACAUUGUGUUUCCAGAACAAAUCUGUAAGAAACAGAUGAAGCUUCGACACUUUGGAUAUCAGUCUGGUGUACUGUUCACUUGGCUGAGCUGCUGUCUAGACAGAUGGACAGAUGUGUGAGGUAUGAAUGAAUCUACAUAGAAAUUCUGGCCACAUUACAGCAAAAAGCGGCGGGACCUUGAUGGAAUCUUCCUUGAAAAUCUAAGGAAUUCAACAACUCAUUGGAAUAUUGUGUCUCUGGAUGGCUUAACAGCUGAAAUUUGAAUGUAGCAACAGCUGGAGGACAGGAGGGAUAUCGGUGGAAAAACAAGUCGAUGAGCUCUCUGGAAACACGGAGCUCACUGGAUCAUCAGGAUGUUGGAGAGCAAAGUGGAGACAGUACUUAGAAUACAUUAAGAGACAAUGUGAUAGGCAGCUGAUGAAAGACUGACAGUCAGUGUCAGGUAAUUAAAAAUUCUGUCAAUGCUGACUGACAGAGUGAUUGAUUCUUUCCUUUAUUACCGUCCGAAAAGGAAAUGUUUUGCUGUAAAGCCCGAUCUUGUUUCAAGGAUUUCCACACAAGCGUGCAAACAAAUACAUGCACAAAAAGGCAUACACUGGCAGGCACUGCUUUACACAUACAGUGAACACAAACAACCACCACAACCCACAUGCUUACUGUACACAUUCAGUACAUUUGUGAACCAGUGCAAACUAGGGGUAGACCAGUUCUAAGUUCACAGUUAAUGAUUGGACUGUAUUGAUGUUGUAUGAAUGUAUUCAUAUUUGUAAAAUCUAAGCCAUUAAGGCACCAAUAACUUCUGUAUGAAUAACAGUGAAACUAGGUUUUAAUGUCUGGAGUUUUUCCUGAUUUAACCAUUGCACUUACUGUGCAGAAGAAAUCUCUGUUGACACACUACAAUGUGAAGAGCUUCAAAGUGAGACAUUACAGGAAAGACAAAAAAGUCCAGUCUUCUUUGAUAUUACAGAUAACAAACCAGAGGCAGUCACUUCCAUAUCCUACUAGCUUGCUCUGCAGCAUUCUGACCAUUCUGCUCCUGCUAAUUGGAGCAAUGAGCGACAACUUGAAUAUCUGCACUAAAAACACACACUACAGGUUGAAACAGCUUGUCAAAAUGUAAAGAAAUCAAUACGUUUCAUAGCUCAAGGUUCAUUAUCCCAUGUAAAAGUGAAAUUUCAACGAAUACAUCGCAUCCUUGUAAAAAUAAUAACAUAAUUAGUAGAGAAAAACAGCAUUUUAUAACAAACUAUAUUCUGAUAGACCUGACUGUUAUCAGAAAUUAUAACUCAAAUCUGUAACAAAAAUAAAUAAAUAAAAAAAUUGUACUAUGGGUCUAUCCCUUUUGCACAUCCAGACCAUUAUUUUUGCACACACAGGCCCAGCAUUUGCAUAAUGCUUGAUUCAUGGCAGUUCAGAGUGUAAACACUAAUCUCACGAGGGCUCACUUCAGCUGCUUCUGGCUCACAAGUUGCUACCAAUUAGAAUCCUGGAUGACACCACAUUUACUAAUUAACCAAUCCAUAUCCAGAGAAGCCCUGUCCCUGUAUUUUUAUAUGCUAUCCUUUAACAGUGUGUGAGCUCCCACAGCACCCCUCUCUUCCUGAUCUUCCUCUUGUAUGUGCAAUAAAAAUGUGUAUUUUAAACAAAAAAACAUGCUGUUGUCAACAUACUUUGUGUUCCAGAGCGACAUUGAAUUUCAAACAGGAUUAGAUGGAGCUGCUUUCCUGUAAAUGUACUUUGAAUAACAUUGUAUGAACAGACAAAAGGUUGAAGACACCAGACAGACUUGUGCACUUCAACAGAACUCAGCAGGAAAAGCUGCAUAUACUUACGAUCAGAGCGUGCUCUCGACCCAUCGUAAUGACCGUCCGGUUUAUGAUUCUCAGCAGAGAUACCACAAUGUCCUGGAUAUGUUGAAAUGUUUCCCCCUGAGAGAAGCAUAGUCAAAGUACAGGAGUGUGGUGGAGGAGGAGAAAGAGAAUAACAGAGAAAGGGGAAGAUAAAGAGGGAAAAAAACAAGAUAAACAAGAGAUUUGUUAGAUUUUCUCAGGUGUACUAAUACUCAAAAAACACAGACAGAUUCAGAACAUCUCCUGCCCUGUUCAAACAACAUCCAUAGGGAAUAAUAACUUUGGCCCUGGUUCGAUAAAUGUCUCAGAAGUUCUCCUCUACAAAACUUAAGACUCAUCAGGUUUUAUUUGUGCUGUCAUUUUGCCCCCAUGUGAACUCUCCUUGGCCUAAAGACAACCAAGUUUGCACGAUCCAAAAAGCUUGACUCUGGUUCUAAAUGGAUGGUGGAUCAAACAAUACAAGAAAGAGAAUAAAGCUUUUUGAAUCUGAUGUUUUUCCCUUCUCAGAAAAUUAGCCUCUCCAGAACAUUCACUUAAUCAUCCUCAGCAUGGAUGUAUAUUAACUGCAAAAGGCUUCUGACACAUUAAUGUGGAUUUUCUGUGCAGACCUGCUUUCCUCUUUCUAUACCUCCAUCUGCUUUGAAGCCACUUUACUGCCAUGUUUCAUUUCCUCCAUUUGUGCCGAAGGAAACAACGGGGACAAGAUGUUAUUAAUAGUCUGUCUUUGUGCUCAGACUUGUCUCAGGCCAGAUUACUGUUUUAUGGUUACAGAGAGUCUACAGAUUUGAAAAAGCAAACUUAAAUCUGGAAUAUGGAGCUGAUUUUACGUAUAAUUUCAGAAUGCUAUGUCAUCUGGGCUGCCUUCAGGUGGUGUUCACACUUGAACACAUUGAGUGCAUUAACCAUGGCUGGACUUGCAGUUUACGCUCUGCUAGUCAGUCUCACUGAGUUUCAUCUGAGUAGGUGCUUGCAACCUUUCAUUUCAUACUCCAUUUAAAUCCAUUUAAUUCAAAGCCAAGAGGUGACGAUACCCUUUACCCUGAUAUGAUUUUUAAAAAUAUUUGAAAAAUUGUUUAACAGCACAUUUUUACAAAGAAUUCAUUAAAUGGAAAUACCAA